This is a messenger RNA of Micropterus dolomieu (smallmouth bass), 7867 nucleotides long. RefSeq names its product ubiquitin specific peptidase 43a (gene usp43a). The transcript has 16 exons. Bases 357 to 4052 code for a protein of 1231 amino acids. Gene Ontology annotation, molecular function: cysteine-type deubiquitinase activity. Gene Ontology annotation, biological process: protein deubiquitination. Lineage: Eukaryota; Metazoa; Chordata; Actinopteri; Centrarchiformes; Centrarchidae. The record is from RefSeq and is a predicted model, not a curated record.
CGGUGAGAGAGUGAAAGACCGCCAGCGCAAGAUCCAGCGCCGUCCAGAGCCGUCGACGAGGAAGUGUAAUUGACCUGCGAUGUGGAGGAAGGAAAGCAGCUCAUCUCUGUAGGUCCAGGAGACAGCGUUACCCAUCAGAGUGCGCGGACUGGUGACCACAGCGUACUGGGAACUGUCGGGAUGUCAAGGGAAUAAUAUAAGUAAUCAUGUGCCUUAUUGGUACCAAGUCGGUGCCACCUCAGUGGUAAGGUUUGUAGAGAGAAGGGAAGCGAAGGAGGAGGGGUAUACAGCCUGGCAGACAGGUGCGACUCUGCAGCCUGUUUCAUUUUCUCUCCGUCCUAUUAAGUAAUAGAGCCAUGGAUACCCGCAAGGAAAACAAGGUAAGGAAACCCAUGAAACCGAAAACGACGAAGCGAAAAGAGAAUAAAUACAAAACCGGGAGGUUUGCCAGGAGGAAGUCGGUGCGAUCUUUUGGGAAUUUCAUGGGAAGGAUCCUUAAAACUUUGGGCACUUUGGCGCACUUUGGCGACGUUGAACCGCCGGACGCUGAGGACGACGACGGCGGCUUCGGGCGAAGCGCUUCUGGGGGUUUCAAAGACGACUCGUCGCAGAUCUCCAGGGAGGGCACCGUGAAGAAGAGCAACACGGUUUCCUCCACUCACGGCUCGGUGAAAGACAGGCUGUCGUGGUGCUACGGCGACAAGACCCCCGGGGUGCUGGGACUGAAGAACCACGGCAACACCUGUUUCAUGAACGCCGUGGUUCAGUGCCUCAGCAACACGGACCUGCUGGCCGAGUACCUCGGGCUGGAGCAGUACAAGUCGGAUAUAAGCCACCGGAGGGUGAACGGGGAGGUGAGAGGCGAAGAGAGGCAGACCGCCAGGGGAGAAGUGACCCAGCAACUGGCGUCGCUGGUUAGAGCGCUGUGGACGCUGGAAUACACGCCGCAGCUGUCUGUGGACUUCAAGAGCACUGUGGCCAAGUACAGCUCUCAGUUUCGGGGAAACUCUCAGCAUGAUGCCCUCGAAUUCCUCCUCUGGCUUUUGGACAGAGUUCAUGAAGAUGCUAAUUCCAGCCCCAACAACAACAGUAGCAGCAGCAGCAGCAAGACCAAAGCCAACGCAAAGGGACCCAGUUCAUUGGAGGAUCCUUCAAGUCCCAGUUCAGCCAGCACACAGCAGCCUCAAGACAGACACAGUUUUGUCCAGGAACACUUCCAGGCUCAGUACAGGUCCUCUCUUACGUGCCCUCAUUGCCUUAAGCAGAGCAACACCUUUGACCCAUUUUCAUGUAUCUCCCUGCCUAUUCCCCUACGACAAACCAGGCCGAUAUGUGUGACGCUGGUGUUCAGUUCAAAGGGUCAAAGGUACCUGCGGGUAGGGUUGGCUGUACCUCUCUUUGGUCCCCUGUCCUGCCUGAGAACCAUGGUGGCAGAGGAGGGCAACAUCUCCCCAGAGCAGGUCAUCCUAUCAGAGUUGUACUCCACGGGUUUCCAGCGUUCAUUUUCCGAUGAUGAUGACCUGACAGCAGUUGCUGAUAGCGACGUCGUUUACGCUUUUCAGGCUCCUCCCCUCUAUAGUCGUGGAGGCUCUGCACCGCACUCAGGGUAUCACCACAGCCUCCCCUCCUCCCCUUACACCUCCACGGCCGGGCCUGAUGGUCAGAGGUUACCUCCAUCUGGCACCCUCUCCUCUGAAUACCUGAACCAGGGAGGCUCCAGAAAAGUCCUCCUCCUAAUCUGCAACACAGCAGGAUCUGGCCAGCAGGCUGUUAGGUUUGGACCUCCAUUUCUCAUGCAUGAGGACAGGAGCAUCUCCUGGGACCAGCUGCAGCAGAGCAUCCUCAGCAAGCUCUAUUAUUUGAUGCUGAAUGGAUCUCAGGCUCAGAAUGCUGGGGUGUUCUUUAAGAUCAGAGUUGUGGGAGGCUCUGCAUCCUACAGCUACCUGUCCCCACAGGACAGCAGGCCACUGUACCACCCUGCCGUUGACAGAGCUCUGAAGUUCUGUGGCCCCGGGGGUCCUCCCCAUGUGAAGAUUGUCCUUGAGUGGGAGCACAAGACUAAAGAAUGUCUGUUUGGCAGCAUCCAGGAGGAGGUGGUGAAGGAUGCAGAGAGUGUGAGGAACCAGCAGCAGCAGCACCUGCAGCAGCAUAGCUGUACCUUAGAUGAGUGCUUCCAGCUGUAUACCAAAGAAGAACAGCUUGCCCCAGACGACGCCUGGAAGUGUCCCCACUGUAAGCAGCUUCAGCAGGGAAUGGUGAAGAUGAGCCUCUGGACUCUUCCUGACAUACUGAUCCUCCAUCUCAAGCGCUUCCGACAGGUAGGUGAGCGGAGGAACAAGCUGUCAACCCUGGUGCGCUUCCCCCUGACUGGUUUGGACAUGGCCCCUCAUGUAGUAAAGAGGAGUCAGAGUAUGAAGAACCUGAACUCUGGGGCCUGGCCACCUACCUUGAAGCAGCCUUCAGGCCAACACCUCCAACCUGCCGACAUGAUCCUCCCCCACGAAUAUCUGUACGACCUCUACGCUGUGUGUAACCAUCAUGGAGGAAUGCAUGGAGGACAUUAUACUGCUUACUGUAGGAACUCAGUGGAUGGACAGUGGUAUAGCUACGAUGACAGCAGCGUAGACCUGGUGCCAGAGGAAGAAGUAUGUACCAGAGGAGCCUACAUCCUCUUCUACCAGAGACGCAACACCAUUCCUCCAUGGUCGGCCAGUUCCUCCAUCAGAGGAUCUACAAGUUCAUCAAUGUCAGAUCAUUGGCUAAUCCGGUUGACAGGGGACAGUAAGAGAGGCAGCCUGGUGUCUCGAUCCUCUACUGCCUGCCCAUCUUCCAUACCUGACUCACCCGAGUCUCCAGUCUUCCUUGAGAAUGGUUCUAAAGAGGAAAGAGGGGGUUUUGAGAACAGGCCAUUUAUCAGGGGUCUUCAGGGACGCAGUGUGAGCAUGAGAGCCCCCAGCAAGACCAAGGACACCCUGAGCAAAGUGCUUCCUAUGCGCUGGUCCUUGGGUUCAAAGGACAGACGGAAACCUGAUCCAGUGCCUCAGUCUGCCCAAGAUCCUGCCCCUGUGGAGCUCGUACAGUACUUGGAAUCUGGCAGACGGCCCCGUUGCACAAAGGAUCCUAUAGUAACAUUGAUGAGCGAACCACGCAGUACAAAGGAAGCUGCUGGGGGCCGAGCUGCAGCCAAUGUCCGAUCUUCCAGCGUUGGGAGCAUCAGUUGUGUGGGUAAGACAGGAAAUGAGCUGCCAUACGAGGCUGCACAGGUCCCGGAGGGCCAGAGGAGGCUGUCAGAUAAGACAGGCAGUUUGAGACGCAGCAAGGGGAGCCAGACAAGAGAUGACAGGACCAUGAAUAUCAGCAGUAGCUCUAACAGUAACACCCUCACCAGGAGGAAGGAUGCCAGGAAGCAGAGCUCCUCCAAAAUCUCCCUGGAUACUGAGACAAAAAGGAGUUCCAGUGCUGGAGUUCAGCCCAGCUUCAGCACUCCCAGCCUUCAAGACGGGACUUUGAGAAGACAAAAAGGGGACAGGGUGGAUACGGAACACCACGGUACAUUUGAAGGAAACUCUAAGACCAAAAAAGGAGAAAUUCCCAAGAGCCAUGAUGGACUACUCUCCUUCUUCAAAGGUAAUUUCCUGAAGAAAGAUAAGGACUCAAGGAAGUCCAAGGAGGGUGAGUCAGGGAAAGGAGUAGGUGAGGAAGGAGGCAGAAGGACCCUCUCUAGGCUGUCACUGUCCAAUGGAGCAACAGUAGGAGGAACUGGGGUGGAAGGACGCAAGUCUAAUGGCCAUCUGAGUGAUGCACUUGCAAACGGUAAGGUUGGACGAACCACAUCUGACAUCAAACGCUCCCAGAGUUCAUCCAACAUACCCACCAAAGCGGAGCAGAGCGUGCGUAGGACAGCAUCUUUGCAUCGUAACGGGAUGCCUACAGCCCCAGCACUGUCCCGCAGCCUGACAACAGACAAACCGUCUUAUGGCACCCUGCAGAGGACUCGUUACAGCACAACCUCGCUGGGACGCAAAAGGACAGUCCCGGAGUCCAGCUUCUGACACAGAGAUAUUUAACACAUCCACACACUCGCAAAGCCUUUUAUCUGUUAUAAAGUGAAUGACAAGAGAUCAAAGCAAUAGCGCUCAAUUAACAGUGAUAUACCUUUUUGUUGCCAGAAAAUAAAAUGAUUUGCAACAUGGAACUGAGAGACACUCAGCAAAUGAAGGGUCCUUUAAUACUGGGAUAUAAAGAGCAGAAUGAAAUGAUGUGACCUGUCCAUCAAACGUCAGAGGGAAUCCAUUUUUAUUCUGUUUUUUAAGACUUAAAACAAGUGCCUGAGCAACGAAUAUGCAGUUUAGACCAGUGAGUUUGUCUGUUUAGCACUGGAAGCAUGAAAUCUUACACACACACACACACACACACACACACACACACACACACACACACACACACACACACACACACACACAUACAACAUCCACAUUUGUGUCUUAUUUUUGUAGUGUAUGUUGGAAUUCAUCACUCUAUUUUAAAAUGUUAUGUUUUUUUGCUUACAGUCAAGACAUACUGAUUGUGUUCAUUUUUAAGAAUGUAAUGUGUCCAGUUUAUUAACUUUGAUGCUUUGAGGUUGCAGGUUCUGAUUAACAUCAAUUAUUCAUAUUUAAUUAUGGCUUUGAACACAAGGCACUGUUUUUAUAAAGCACUGAUGUCUGGGUCCUCAUCGCAGUUGAUGUAAAGUUAAACCGACAUUGGAAAUACCAUGACCUCUAACUGUAAAAACUUGCUGGGUAUGAAUGGUUUUCUGUAGAAUUACUUAUGUGGGUCCUUUAAUUCUUUUUUGGCUAAAACAAUGAAUCCCUACUAGGACCAGCAGCACUUUAUAGCUGAGCCUGACUGACCUCCCUGUAGCGGAAGGGAAUUUACAAAAUACAUUUGUCUGCUGUGAAAUCUAAUGUUAAUGCCCACCCUUAGAGAAUGUUUUACACCUUUUUUAUAACAUCAAUUAACCCUGCUGAAUGCAUUCCAAUGUUGUUGUUUUUUUCUACUGCUUUGGUAUAAUUACCAUAUUUUUCUUAGUUUAUAUUUUCCUGUGUUUUCCAGAACUUUAUCAACUGUCAAAUGUGCAUUUAGCUGUGGGUAAUAUGAAGGUGGUGUUCUAGUGAAGUUCUUGUUGAAAAUCUCUCUCUCAAAAAUAACUCCUUGCUCUUUGAUUGUGAGGAAUAUUCACCAGAACCUGACAUUCACUGAUGCAGAUUUUUGUAAUCAGUUAUCAGAAGGAGAAAUACUACACAAAACACCAAUAUUAGGGCUGCACGAUAUGGCAAAAAAAAAACCUCACUGAUAUUACAAGUUGCAAUAUUAUUCAUAAUUGGUGGGAAUGAUCAUUUUUCCAUCACAGUUUUCAUUUAACUAAAACAACUAUUAAAAUCAUGAUGUGACUUUUUUUGUUUGUGUGUUGUUUGUAGGCUGGGGCAUAUCAGCAGCACUACACUAUUUAAUUAUAAUUUUCAUUUAAUCACAUUUUACCUUCAUCAAAAAAUUGUAGUUUCUGAUAAUUGGCUCGGCCAUAUUGCGAUUUCGAAAAUAAUUCCAUAAAUUGUGCAGCCCUAACCAAAAUGGAUGCAAAAAUGCAAGUUGCACACUUUGUCCGUGUUUUAGGGCAGGGUUUAACAGAAUAGCAGUAAUCUGAAUAAUUUAAUCUUUGGAAGAUUCUUUUAAAAAUGAAGUGAAAUACAAUUCACAUUGUUAUUCUCUGUUUAUGUAUACAUUUACAUACUCCCCAUGAAAAAUGAUUUGCUUUUAAUAUUUGCUGGUAUAUGCUGACUUCUGCUAGAAAGUAAUACAGUAUACAAUGCACCUCUUCACUUUGUUUUCAUUGUUUGAUUCGUUUGAGCAUUUGUUUGAAAUAGUUAUGCAAGACAAAAAGACAAAAAAAUUAAUUUUAAUUGUUUUCCUCUGAUUAUAGGACAGUAAAUCGAUACAUUAAGGCGGAAUACAUAUGUAUACAUAUGUAUAUAUGUAAUGUGUAUUGUUUGAUUUGUUUUAAGUUAAGGCAUUUUAACUCUUCCAUAAUCAGCAAGAACUCAAAUUUAGAGGUUCCUUUGUGUAUCUGGAAUAAUGAAGGUUUUGCUGUGCACUUUGUCUUUUCGCAGCAUAUGAAUAUUAUGAUGCAUUAUGAUGUUGUUAAUGUGUUUUGAGCUUAGCUGCCACUAUAUAUGAACUUGUUUCACAUUUAAAUGGUUAGUUGUUCCCUUGUAUGAAAUACACAGUACAAUUACAUACUACGUUACUCGUACUUUUUGCCUCUGUGCAGCUUCAGCCAAAGCCACUGGGAGUAAAGAGCUUCCCUUAAAGUCACUUUUAUAACUGGUGAAGGAAAGAAGAGAAUAGGCGACUUCCUAAUCACUGAUUUAAAUUCUGGUUGUACUGUUACAGCAUAACAGGCCAUCUUGUUUGCUGCUACAGUGAAGUUUAUGUUGGACGUGCACAGAUAUUUCCCAUGGUGCCUUCUCAGGCUCUACACAUGUAAGGCCCUACAUUGAUAUUUGCACAGUGCUUAGAUUUGCACUUUACACAUACAUGAAUGCUCUACUACUAAUUUUUAAUACGAGUUUGUAACUGAAUGACAUUGCAAUUAGAAAAAGUUAUCCUACUUAUAAUGACCCUGAAACUUACUAGGUUGAUAUUUAAAAACUAUAUGGUGAUGUAGGUUAAUUAAGAUAUAUUAAAGCAUAGUAAAAGCACUAUAUCAGCCUCAGAAAUAACUGUGUAUAACUGAACCGUAAGCAUAUUGUGAUGGAGUACUCACCCUGAUAUUCCAGUUUCUUAUUGAACCAGAAGCUAUUCAUAACCCUGCAUCUUUUUAUAUAGUUUUCUUUCUGUAUGAAGAAUCACUCUGAAUAUACAGUUAUCUGCUGAUUUUUAUGGCCUUCAGCUGCAUAAAGCGAGAAUAACUCUGAAUACUGUCUAAGCACUCAAACACAAUACCAAGAACCUUUUACUCCCUGAAAACUAACACUAUUAAUCUUGUAGCUCUCUAAUUUGUAAUAUACUUCCAAAUGACUAUCAAUACUGGAUUUACAGAAGAUACAUGUUGGUGCAGUUUUCUUUCUUGAGGACAGCACAAAAGUAAAAAAGUGAAUUCUGUUUUUGGAAUUCAACUGAGUCUCAUUGGAGAAACCUAGCAAUAAUACUAAACAAAAUAUUGAGGCAGUGUUACAGUUACACUUACUAAGCAUGUCUUACUGGGGACCAUUUUAUUAAAGCAACAUUAUGUAUUAAUUGUAUCUUAAAAUAACUGCUUCAAAAUCAUUUUGAUUUUAUAGUAAUACGGUGAAUGGGGUUUCUGUCAUUACACUUCCGGGCUCUCAGUGCCAGCUGCUGCUUUAUGUAGUAUUGGAAUCCCGGGAAGGACAUUUUUCACAACAAUGGUAUAAUGGUUUACGGCACCAACAUGACUCUUCAACAAGUGAGCUAUAAGAAAAAGUAAAAAGUAUAUAUUGUACAAUGAAAGUUCUUUGGAAGAAGCUUGGUAUUCUCAGUGUGAAUACCAUGGCAGAGACUGUGACCUUGUCAGAGGAAGUGAGGAAGAGAAAAAGAGUGACCAAGCAUGAGACCAUAAAAGAGUAAAUAUUAGACUGGUUUUUACUGAAAGGAUGUAUGGUCAGUAAUAAAUAGCUGGCUUGCUAUGUCUUGUGUUAAUAAUAAUAUUUUUUUUAUUUGUAAUGCACUUCAUAUUUAAGCAAAUCCCAAAGUACAAAAAUUUAUUUGAGAGGUUUGGUAUCACAUUGUGUAGCCAUCAUUUUUUGUGUGUGUAAGGAGAUGUCUUGGAUAGAUUCUACUUUCCCUAUUAAAUAACUGCUUUAGUUUUCCA